This is a messenger RNA of Ipomoea nil (Japanese morning glory), 4216 nucleotides long. RefSeq names its product probable phospholipid-transporting ATPase 7. Gene Ontology annotation, molecular function: ATP binding; ATPase-coupled intramembrane lipid carrier activity; magnesium ion binding. The record is from RefSeq and is a predicted model, not a curated record. Gene Ontology annotation, cellular component: plasma membrane. Gene Ontology annotation, biological process: phospholipid translocation. NCBI's taxonomy places the organism in Eukaryota, Viridiplantae, Streptophyta, Magnoliopsida, Solanales, Convolvulaceae. The transcript is spliced from 11 exons. The coding region runs from base 302 to 3952 and encodes 1216 amino acids.
GGAGAGAGAGGCCCCGUAAAAUACUGGUAAUCGGUUCGGACGAGAUUGCUCUGUUUUCUUUUCUUUCUUUCUCUCUCUCUCUCUCUUCCAACUUUUCUCUCUCCUACUUCGCGAUCUCUGCAACUUUGCACCUGCAUUCCCCUUCAUCGCCGUGCUUUCCUUUCUGGGUCUGCUUCAAAUUUUCAACUUGCUCGACCCCCUGUUUCGCACCUGGGAUGCUGCUCCAUUGUCACUUUUUGAUUUGUAGUAUGUGGUGGUGGUAGAAUUGAAUAGAGAUUGACACUUGAGGGAGAAAGGGAAAAUGGCAAGAGGCAAGAUAAGGGCGAAGUUUCGCAGGAGCAAUUUGUACACAUUUGCAUGUAUCAGGCCAAGAACUCAAGAGGAUGAAAGGCCUCAUCCGUUAGGCCCUGGAUUUACUCGUGUAGUGAAUUGCAACCAGCCCCAAAUCCAUGAUAUCAAACCUCUCAAGUACUGUACAAACUAUAUAACAACCACAAAGUACAAUUUCUUGUCGUUCCUGCCCAAGGCCAUCUUUGAGCAGUUCAGGCGUGUUGCCAACUUGUACUUUCUGCUGGCUGCAAUUCUGUCUCUCACACCGGUUUCACCAUUCUCGGCUGUUAGUAUGAUAGCUCCUUUAGUCUUUGUUGUUGGGUUGAGCAUGGCAAAGGAAGCAAUGGAGGACUGGCAGCGGUUCAUCCAGGAUAUGAAGGUCAAUCUGAGAAAAUCUAAUGUUCACAAGAAGGAUGGUUCUUUUGGUAAUAAGCCAUGGAUGAAGCUUCGGGUUGGAGAUGUUAUCAAAGUGUCAAAGGAUCAGUUUUUUCCUGCAGAUUUACUUCUUUUGUCAUCUAGUUAUGAAGAUGGAAUCUGUUAUGUGGAAACGAUGAACUUAGAUGGAGAGACAAACUUGAAGGUAAAAAGAGCUUUAGAGGUAACCUUACCCUUGGAAGAUGACGAGUCUUUCAAGGAGUUCACGGCAACUAUAAAAUGUGAAGAUCCCAACCCCAAUCUUUACACUUUUGUUGGUAAUCUUGAGUAUGAGCGCCAGAUUUAUCCUCUUGAUCCUGGUCAGAUUCUUCUUAGAGAUUCAAAGCUUAGGAAUACUGCUUAUGUGUAUGGAGUGGUGAUAUUCACUGGUCAUGACAGCAAAGUUAUGCAGAAUUCUACAAAGUCUCCCUCAAAAAGGAGUCGGAUUGAAAGACAAAUGGACAAAAUCAUUUACAUCCUUUUUACUCUCCUCAUGUUGAUCUCAUUGAUUAGCUCAGUGGGCUUUACUGUGAAGACGAGGUACCAGAUACCUGACUGGUGGUAUAUACAACCAUAUGAUAUAAAUAAUAUCCUUUAUAAUCCUAACAAACCUGAGUUGUCUGGGAUUUUUCACCUGGUCACUGCUCUUUUAUUGUAUGGAUACUUAAUACCCAUCUCCCUUUACGUGUCCAUUGAAGUGGUGAAAGUCCUACAGGCAGUGUUCAUCAAUCAGGAUGUUCAUAUGUACGACGAAGAGACUGGAACUCCUGCUCAAGCAAGAACAUCAAAUCUGAAUGAGGAGUUAGGCCAGGUUGACACAAUCCUUUCUGACAAAACUGGUACUUUGACCUGCAACCAGAUGGAUUACCUGAAAUGCUCCAUCGCUGGUGUUGCAUAUGGAAAGCGUGCUAGUGAUGUAGAGCUUGCAGCUGCAAAGCAAAUGGCUAUGGAACUUGAUGAGGAAGAUGCUGAGAGCAUACCUAGUACAACUGGAUGUGCUGCAUCAGAUAUUGAGUUGGAGACAGUUGUUACUUGUAAAGAUGAUGAUGAAAAAAAACCAGCAAUAAAGGGUUUUAGCUUUGAGGACAACCGCCUCAUGAAUGGAAAUUGGGUAAAUGAACCUAACGCAGAUGUCAUCUUAUUAUUCUUCAGGAUACUGUCAGUUUGUCAUACAGCAAUUCCUGAACUAAAUGAGGAGACUGGUAUCUUCACCUAUGAAGCAGAGUCACCAGACGAAGGUUCAUUUCUUGUUGCAGCUAGAGAAUUUGGUUUUGAGUUUUGUAAAAGAACUCAAUCAUCCAUAGUUGUUCGUGAGAGAUAUCCUUCUUUUCAAGAGCCUAAUGAAAGGGAAGUCAAACUUCUCAAUUUGUUGGACUUCACAAGCAAGAGGAAGAGAAUGUCUGUCAUUGUCCGAGAUGAGACUGGGCAGAUUUUUCUCUUGUGCAAAGGAGCAGACAGCAUCAUAUUUGAUAGACUAGCAAAAAAUGGAAAAAUGUAUCUAGAGGCUACCACAAAGCAUUUGAAUGAUUAUGGAGAAGCUGGCUUACGUACACUUGCACUUGCAUACAAGAAGCUUGAGGAGGCAGAGUAUAAUGCAUGGAAUGAAGAAUUUACUAAAGCAAGAACUUCAAUUGGAGGUGAUAGGGAAGCAAUGCUUGAGCGGGUAUCUGAUAUGAUGGAAAGGGAUCUGGUUCUUGUUGGUGCUACUGCUGUGGAGGAUAAACUGCAGAGAGGAGUUCCUCAAUGCAUAGACAAAUUGGCACAAGCUGGGUUAAAGAUUUGGGUUCUAACAGGGGAUAAGAUGGAAACUGCAAUCAAUAUAGGAUUCGCUUGCAGUUUGCUUCGACAGGGUAUGAAGCAAAUUUGUAUAUCAGCAAAUACAGAUGCAGUUGAGAACGAUUCCAAAGAGGCUGUUAAGGAGAGUAUUUUGUUGCAAAUGACAAAUGGUUCUCAAAUGGUCAAGCUCGAAAAGGACCCACAUGCUGCAUUUGCAGUGAUCAUUGAUGGAAAAACUCUAACUUAUGCAUUGGAGGAUGAUAUGAAGCAUCAAUUUUUGAACUUAGCUGUUGAUUGUGCGUCUGUGAUUUGCUGUCGUGUGUCUCCAAAGCAGAAGGCUCUGGUGACAAGGUUAGUGAAAGAGGGAACUGGAAAAACAACCUUAGCAAUUGGCGAUGGUGCAAAUGAUGUUGGAAUGAUUCAGGAAGCUGACAUUGGCGUUGGAAUCAGUGGGGCAGAAGGAAUGCAGGCUGUGAUGUCCAGUGACUUUGCUAUUGCACAAUUCCGGUUUUUGGAGAGACUUCUUGUUGUACAUGGUCACUGGUGCUACAAACGAAUUGCUCAGAUGAUAUGCUACUUCUUCUACAAAAAUAUUGCAUUUGGGCUCACACUCUUUUACUUUGAGGCUUUUACUGGUUUUUCGGGGCAGUCAAUAUACGAUGAUUGGUAUAUGCUUCUGUUCAACGUGGUUCUUACUUCGCUGCCUGUCAUUUCACUUGGAGUCUUUGAGCAGGAUGUGUCUUCUCAAGUCUGUUUACAGUUCCCAGCGCUGUAUCAGCAAGGACCCAGAAACUUGUUUUUCGACUGGAAUAGAAUAUUCGGGUGGAUGGGAAAUGGCGUCUACACCUCUCUCAUUGUAUUUUUCCUUAACCUAAGCAUCUUCUAUGACCAAGCCUUUCGGGCACAAGGCCAGACUGCAGACUUGACUGCUGUAGGUACUGCCAUGUUCACUGGCGUUGUCUGGGCAGUAAACGCCCAGAUUGCGCUAGCAAUGAGUCAUUUUACAUGGAUACAACAUGUUCUUAUUUGGGGGAGUAUUAUCAGUUGGUACAUAUUACUUUUAGUAUAUGGCGAGAUGUCGCCAAGAAUUUCCAAAGAUGCCUACAAAAUGCUGAUCGAGUCCCUAGCUCCCGCCCCAAUCUACUGGGUUUCCACCUUCUUGACAUGCUUAACCUGCAUCCUCCCAUACCUUGUCCACAUAGCUUACCAGAGAUCUUUCAACCCCAUGGACCACCACAUCAUCCAAGAAAUCAAGUUCUUCAGGAAAGACGUCGAGGACAGGAACAUGUGGAGAAGAGAGCGGUCCAAGGCGAAAUCAAAGACCAAGAUUGGGUUCACGGCAAGAGUAGAUGCAAAGAUCAGGAAUUUGAAAGGGAGGCUGCAGAAGAAGUAUUCAACGAUGAACUCACACUUAGACGUACCGCGUAAAUAAUCACGAGAUAUAUCCUCUAGUUUUGCUUUUGCUUUUAUCCUUUGUUGUAAGUUAGGGAGGGGGAGGGGUUGGGUUGUUGAGCCACCCUGCAAUUUUUAUAUAUAUAUGUUCUCUGGCUGAUCUUUGUAGUCCAUCUGUAAUAUGCUUUUUCUUUAUCAGUAUGAUGGGUUCAUCUUAGGCCAUUCUUCAUUCUUUCAUAGCAUUUCAGGCUGCUGUAUGUACAAUACUUUCUUCUAUUAGUCUAUACACAACAUUCAGAACCUA